CCACAGCCCGGGGGUACCGGCAGCUACCGGGGGGGUCCGGGGGUACCGGGGGAACCGCCCAGAACCGCCAUGGACCGGGCCGCGGGCAGGAGGCACCGGAACGGCGAUUACGGAACGCCACAGAAGUAUGACCCCACUUUCAAAGGUCCCAUCUAUGACAGGGGCUGCACUGACAUCGUCUGCUGCGUGCUGCUGGUGGUGGCCAUCGUGGGCUACGUGGUGGUCGGCGUCGUGGCCUGGACCCACGGGGACCCCCGGAAGGUGAUCCACCCCACGGACAGCCGCGGGCAGUUCUGCGGGCAGCAGGGGACCCCCAACGAGAAAAAACCUUUCCUUUUUUACUUUGACAUCGUCAAGUGCGCGAGCCCGCUGGUGCUGCUGGAGUUCCAGUGCCCGACCACGCAGAUCUGCGUCAGCAAAUGUCCAGACCGGUACAUGACGUACCUGACGGCCUACGGGAGCCCCGCGUCGCUGGAAUAUUACCGGAAUUUCUGCACCCCCGAGUUCAAGAGCUCGCAGAAGGCUCCCCUCGAGGUGCUGAGGGACAAGGAGUGUCCGGCCAUGCUCAUUCCCAGCACCCCACUGGCGCGGAGAUGCUUCCCAGCCAUCCAGGCCAAGAAGGGCGUCAUCAUGGUGGGCAACGAGACCACCUACGACGACGGCCACGGGCGCCGCAGGAACGUCACCGAGCUGCUGGAAGGGGCCAAAAAAGCCAACGUGGUGCUGGAGACCCGGCAGCUGGCCAUGAAGAUCUUCGAGGAUUACACGGUGUCCUGGUACUGGAUCAUCAUAGGCCUCGUCAUUGCCAUGGUGGCCAGCCUCAUCUUCAUCGUCCUGCUGCGCUUCCUGGCCGGGAUCAUGGUGUGGGUGAUGAUCGUGAUGGUGAUCCUGGUGCUGGGAUACGGAAUCUUCCACUGUUACAUGGAAUAUGCCAAGUUAAAAGGGGAAGCGGGGUCGGAUGUGUCCCUGACUGACCUGGGCUUCCAGACCGACCUCCGUGUCUACCUCCACCUGCGGCAGACGUGGCUGGCGUUCCUGAUCAUCCUGUGCGUGCUGGAGCUGGUGAUCAUCCUGCUGCUCAUCUUCCUGCGCAAGAGGAUCCUCAUCGCCAUCGCGCUCAUCAAGGAGGCCAGCAGGGCCGUCGGUCACGUCAUGUCGUCGCUGCUGUUCCCCUUGUGCACCUUCUUCUUGUUGUGCCUCUGCAUCGCCUACUGGGCCAGUACGGCCGUCUUCCUGUCCACCUCCAACGAGGCCGUUUACAAGGUGUUCAACGAGUCCGCGUGCCCGUUCUCUGGGCACACCUGCCAGCCCGAGACCUUCAACACCAGCAACGUCACCAAGCUGUGCCCCGAUGCCCAGUGCCUCUUCGCGUUCUACGGCGGUGAGACCGCCUAUCACAAGUACCUCAUCGUGCUGCAGUUCUUCAACGUCUUCAUGUUCUUCUGGCUCGCCAACUUCGUCAUCGCGCUGGGCCAGGUGACGCUGGCAGGUGCCUUCGCCUCCUACUACUGGGCCUUCAAGAAGCCCGACGACAUGCCGGCCUUCCCGCUCUUCUCCGCCUUCGGCCGCGCGCUCCGGUACCACACCGGCUCGCUGGCCUUCGGCUCGCUGGUGCUGGCCAUCGUCCAGGUCAUCAGGGUCAUCCUGGAGUACCUGGACCACCGGCUGAAAGCUGCCGAGAACAAGUUUGCCAAGUUCCUCCUGGGCUGCCUCAAGUGCUGCUUCUGGUGCCUGGAAAAAUUCAUCAAGUUCCUCAACAGGAACGCCUAUAUCAUGAUCGCCAUCUACGGCACCAACUUCUGCACCUCGGCCCGGAACGCUUUCUUCCUGCUGAUGAGGAACAUCAUCAGGGUGGCUGUGUUAGAUAAAGUCACGGAUUUCCUCUUCUUCCUCGGGAAGCUCCUCAUCGUGGGAAGCGUGGGAAUCCUCGCCUUCUUCUUCUUCACCCAGCGGAUAAAGCUGGUCCAGGACACGGCGCCGCCGCUGAAUUACUACUGGGUCCCAAUUCUGACGGUGAUCGUGGGCUCCUACCUCAUUGCCCACGGGUUCUUCAGCGUGUACGGCAUGUGCGUGGACACCCUCUUCCUCUGCUUCUGUGAAGAUCUGGAGAGAAACGAUGGAUCUCCGGAGAGGCCUUACUACAUGUCCCCCGAGCUCAGCGAGAUCCUGCUGAAGGGGCACCUAGAACCUUCCAAAAGCACCGAUAGCCAAGGCUAGGGCCUGGCGCCGGGCGGAGGCCACGGGACCCUCCCGUCCCCCUGACCCCAGCAGCGACUCCCACGGUGCCACUGUGUCCCCUGGAAGUCCUUCGAGGGUGGCGGGUGCCGACCCUCAGCGCCCGAUGGUGUCCAAUCUACCUUCCUGCCCAAAAAUUCGUGUUCCUGCGUCGAGAGAACCCACCCGGAGUUGGUUGGGGGUCCCGGAAGCGCCCAGCGAGGAGCGCGGUGCCUGGAGAUCAUCGUGGUUUUGGGGCAGAGGUCUUUGCUCCUGAGGGAGGGCCGGCGUGGCUGGCACGAGGGAUCCGGCGUGGAGGGAUUGGUGGGAUGGGCCGAGUGGGUUCUGCCACCCCAAACUGGUCUCUGGGCGUUUCCUCUGUGUCUGCUUCAGCCAAGAGCAGUGAAACUUUCUUUUGCCCUUUCCUCACCCCUUUCUUUCUGAUUUUCUCACCCUUUUCCUCCCCCCCGUCUCUAUGCAAACCACAGAAUUUUUUGAAGGAUUUCGGGAGAGGUUGCAGAGCUUUGGCUUCACUUGUCCCUGUCCCCUGUCCCAGCCAUCACAGGAGCUGUCACCGGUGGCCUUUGGGACUUGGUGGCCGCUGGGACUUGGAGGGUUUCACUCCAGGCAUGGGGGGAGUCAGGAUUUCUCCUCCAGAAAGCCCAGAAAUGAUCAAGAUUUAAAAAAAACAGCUUUUGUGCCUCAGCCACAGCUCCCAGCCAGACCCUGCCAGGACAAAGCCCUGGUGUUGAUGCUCCCAUUUCCAUCCCAGAAGGAUCCAAGUCCCUCUCAAAACACCCCCUGGGCAUUGUGAGCCCCGAGCUUUGUGGCUUUGUUUGAUUUUGGGGUGUUGUUUUUCCACGGCUGGGAUUUUCCGACCUCACCGGCACGUCAGGAACGAGGGGAAUCGCUUUGCGUUGGCUCCAGAGCUGUUGGGAAGAGCUAAGGCGUCCCUCCUGCCCUUGGCUCUGUUCAACUUUCCCCCCCUGAGAAACAAAACACCCAAAUUCCCUCUUUCUUCCCAAUCCCUGCGGGCCAUUCCCAGGUUUGCUGUGUCAGAGAGAGAAAAACCCUGUUCGGCGAUGAGCCCGGGGACCCAGGGACUUUGGGACCCAGGGACUUUGGGACUUGUUUAACCUGGGAAUCGUGGGCAGAGCAUCCCAGGAGCCUCCAUCACGCCAACCCCAUGGCUGCCCCCGCCGCGGGGCCGGCGAUUUCUCUUUGCAGUGGAAGACCUGGAGCGCAACGACGGCUCGGCGGAAAAGCCUUACUUCAUGUCCCAGGACCUGAGGAAGCUGCUCAAGAAGACCAACAAAGGCCAGCCCGGCGCGUAGCGCCUGUCCCACGUGGAAUUCGCCUCUGUGGACCUUGGACCACCCCUGCCAGUGUGGGUGGAUGGGUAAAAUGCAGAUUUUUUUUUGAUGACUCGGCCUUAAAUCCUUGCGCUGGUAACGACGACGAGCUUGUCACCGCUAACGAGACGCAGGGCCCUGUGCCAGUGCCACUCCUGGGGCAAAAUCCCAAUUUCCUGGGGGGGUCAGCGACUCCAGAGCGAGUUUAGUUGUGUUUGAUCCCAUUUUGGUAAAACCUUCCCAGUCAGCUCGGGGGGAUCCACACGGAUCUGGGCGCGGAGGUGACGGAACGAGCCGGGAGGUUCAGGCAGCUCCUCGUGGGGUGUUUUCCUUCUGGCCCCCCCUAAAUAUUGAAUUAUGGUUGUGCAUUCCUGCCCGGAGAGCUGGGACGGGCUGGAAUCACUUCCCAUGCCUCGCUGCCCUUUGCUGACACCCCAGGGCCCUGAUUUGGGCCCUAAUUUAUUAAUUAUUUUAGGAAUAAGCUAAGUAGUGCUUUUGUAGCCACUGCAAGGGGUGAAGGUGGAGGGGAACGAGGGGGCCAUGAGCAGAAUUUGGGGCUUGAGGCUCUGUCCAGCUCUUGCACCUCUUGAGGACCUGCAGCUUCCACAGAUUCCUCCCCAAAAUGUGCAUCUGGUCCCCCAAAAUUGUCAUUUUAGGGUAAAUCUUUCCCCAGCUUCCCAAAGGCUUCACCUGCAUGAGGGGUUUUGGGACACCCCCGCUGGGGUAUGGGGAGGGGGUGUGGAUGGAGCCAGGGGGAUUUUGGUUUCAUUCCAGGUGAUUUUAGCAAAGCCAGUGGCAGCCAACACCUCAGCAGGAGGGGGAAAAAGGGAUUUUUUUUUGGGUGUGGAAGUCAGUUAACUCUAAAAUGUAACAGAAUUAACCCUCAGACCCGGCACAGCCACACAAGCAGAGCCACCACCAGCAACUGGGCUUUUUUGGGGCUCAUUUGUUUAAAAAAAAAAAAAAAAAAGAUUAAAGAAAUGCUCUGAGGCUUUGGGGGACAAUUCCCAGCUCCCAGAGGCUGGGGGGUCCCACCUUCCCCCCUCCAGUGCUCACCUGGCUCCAGGAAUUGGUGCUGAGGGAUCCCUUUGGCUUCUUUUUAUCCCAAUUCCCCUGCCACCUUUAGGUUUUGUAUUGUCCAGGGGACGUUUCUAUGGAAUUAUCCAAUCCUUUUGAGGGCUUUUGUAUAUUUUGCUUUUCCAGGAUGUUUUCAGUUACGGUUGUUUGGAGCUUUUCCAGUGAAUUUUUGGGGGCACGUUUUUAGUUUCUCUGACGCCGCCGGGCAGAGCUUCCCUAGCUGGAAUCAAACACUCUAAUUUCUCUUUUUAAAAUUCCCUAAAUUUUCCCUUUUUCCCCUCGGUUUUUAGUGCAGCUGAUCAGUGGACAGAGGAGUGGAAGGGAAAAACUGAAGCCAAAAAAAUGCAGGAAAAUGUAAAACUAGAAAGGUGAAGGGAAAGACAGAAAAACGAAGGGAAAGGUAAAAACAAAGCUAAAAAAGUAACAGUAAAGCUCAACAGAAAAGAUCAAAUUCAGCUAAAAAGAGGCAAAUCCUCCCUGUUUGGGAUAAGUGAGAAUAAUUCAGAGAAUAAUCACCAGACCUUGUUCCACUUCCAGCCAUCCCAGCACCUCCAGCACGUGUCCUGCAGCUCCUGAUGCUCUUUCUGGAUUAAUUCAGUUUUUUCCCUCCCUGUGCAGGUUUCAGGGUGGAUUUGGUUUUACUUCUGCCCAGAAUGUUCGUGUUGGGGGGCGAAUUCUCUCUCACUCCUCGAUUUUCAGCAGUUUUCCUCCUAAAUCCUGACCCUUUGGGUGUGGGAACCCUGUGGGAAGCGGCUGAGGAGUGGCAGGAACUGGGUUUAUUUGCUUAAAAAGGCAGAGAGCAGCAGGAAUUUGGAAGGCUGGAAGGAAAAGUAGUGAAGGAGAGAAAAGAAAUUUGGGAAAAUGUGUUCCUGGGGAAGCCGGGCUGGCUCGGCUGCCUCCCAGCUGCACAGGAUUUGAGGAGAACUAAGGAUUUUUAUUCCCAAUAAACCCAAGUGGCUUUUUUAGAGGUGACGGGGAAAUAUUCCUGUAAAUUAGGGGUUUUUUUUGGAAAACUCAGAGCGAGGGCAGCUGUCCGGGGGAAUUCGGUGUCCGGAAAAGCUUCACUUCAAGACUGGGUUCCUGCUUCCAGGCAAAGCUCCGUGUUCAAGGCAUUAAAUGGUGGAAUUUAGGAAUAACGGCGCUUUUUUCCCUCCCGUCUAGAAAUGUGGCUUCUGUCCCUAAAAACCUGAUUGUUCUGCGGGCAAAGAGAACAACCCCAAAUCCUAAAAAAAAAAUGUUAAACCCACAGGGCUGAUGUUUUACAGGAAAAGGCUCGUUUUUCAUGUGUUUUUGAGGCAUUAAGGGUGCUGUGACACUCCGGAGUCUCCGCGCGGUUCCGUCAGCGUCGCGACCGACAAUAAAAAAAAGUGCCUGUUUGGA
Molecule: messenger RNA, 6023 nt
Organism: Pyrgilauda ruficollis (rufous-necked snowfinch)
Lineage: Eukaryota; Metazoa; Chordata; Aves; Passeriformes; Passeridae
Gene: SLC44A2
Product: solute carrier family 44 member 2
Exons: 22
Coding region: 70-2217 (715 amino acids)
Biological process (GO): transmembrane transport; choline transport
Cellular component (GO): membrane
Molecular function (GO): choline transmembrane transporter activity
Source: RefSeq, a predicted model, not a curated record